UUGGAAAAUGUUGAAAUUGCUGGAAAUGUUGAUUUGAAGCAACCGGAAACCGAGUAUUAUUUGGUGGAAGAAUAUGAAAAUGCGGAAGAUGAGCAGCCGAAAAUGGUGUAUUUUAGUAGAUUGAUUGGAGAAGGGCGGGCAGAUCUGAAGACGAAGUAUAAUUUGAGGGAUCGAUGUUAUAUUGGAAAUACGACUAUGGAUCCCGAAUUGUCGUUUAUUCAGGCAAAUAUUUCACAAAUUCGACCUGCUGAGUUGGUUUUGGAUCCGUUUGUUGGUUAG
Caenorhabditis angaria is the source of this 279-nucleotide messenger RNA. The record is from the annotation of a GenBank genome assembly. NCBI's taxonomy places the organism in Eukaryota, Metazoa, Nematoda, Chromadorea, Rhabditida, Rhabditidae.